Monopterus albus (swamp eel) is the source of this 1596-nucleotide messenger RNA. Its product is annotated as UPF0461 protein C5orf24 homolog. The record is from RefSeq and is a predicted model, not a curated record. Bases 73 to 741 code for a protein of 222 amino acids. Lineage: Eukaryota; Metazoa; Chordata; Actinopteri; Synbranchiformes; Synbranchidae. The transcript has 2 exons.
UGCCAGUAAAGCAAAAUAUGUGCGAUUCCAAAUGAACCUUUUCCGUUCCAGCAUCCACAAACAAAUGAGAAAAUGAUGCAUCAAGUAACCAGCAGCAGCAGUGACUAUUGUAUGAGUGGACUGACAGAGGAGUGUCAUCCAGCCAGCCACUUUGACUUAUGUAGCACACAAUCCAACAAAUUCUACCCAUCUCCAACAAACCCUGGUUUACAGUUGUCUCUAGCUGGCCUAGCUCCUUUGCCACAGGGCAUGCACAAAGCCACGUCAUGUCAAAUGCAAGACACCCAGAAUGACUUCCAGACUCAGACAGUGAAAAUCAGGAGCACUGAGUGUGCAGGGUCAGAUGGCUCAAAAAAGAAGAAGGGCACAGUAAAGUCGGGGCGGAGAGGUAGGCCAUCAGGAACCACAAAGUCAGCUGGAUACCGUACAAGCACUGGACGUCCACUUGGAACAACUAGAGCGGCAGGGUUCAAAACCAGCCCGGGGAGGCCUCUUGGUACCACUAAAGCAGCAGGAUAUAAGGUCAGCCCUGGCAGGCCUCCAGGCAGCAUCAAGAGUCUAGCCCGGCUCAAGAAGCUGGAGUUCGGUUGUGACAGUGCGAAGAAACUUGACUUUAGCAACUGCAGUGUUCCCAAGAAACUGGACUUCACCACCUGUGAUGUUCCACCUUUUCCAUACACCGUGAUGGAGAAAAGAGACCUCUGUGAGCCCAGUGGCAAAGUGGAUGACACCAGCCAAUAGUUCUGCAGCUUUCUCUCUAGUGCUUGACAAACAUUUGAGUGCAUGAGCAAGAGAUAAGCAAGAGAUAUCCUUAUGUGGAUGGAAAUAACUUUUUUUUUUUUUUUUAGCAUUUAGAAAUAUUCAGAGUAUUUGCUGCAGUGUUUGAUGAUAUCUUCAUCCUCAAUAAAUGACUGAAUCAGAAGUAUGUUAUUGCAGUAUGGCAUUCAGUGCAUGCAUAUAAAUAAAUCACACUCAUAUAGGCAAACAUGUAUUUAUCAGUUUGUAGUUAAACUCUCUCUAGAGAGUGUACUUUUUCCCCUCUGACGUUUUGUUUGCUUGAGUUGUGACAUGUUCUCUUAGUCUGGUCUAAUAUUUCACUUUUCUAUAGCCAGGAUCUUGUGACAUUUUCUACAUUUAUAUAUAAAAAUGCAUUUGAAUACAAACAGCCAAUCAAGUCAGCUUUUUCCUGAGCAUAAAUAUGUAGAUGUGAAGUUGUCCUUUCUGUGUUGUACAGUUCAGUGUGUUUUAUUUUCUUGUAUAAUCCUGCUUCAUGUCUAAAAUGGGAACACUACUAGCCUGUACAUCUUUAAUUUGUUUAAUUUAAUCCAUUUAACUGGUAUAAGUAAUUGCAUAAUACCAAUCUGAACACUAUUUAUUAUUUUGCAGACUGUGGAUGGAGUUUUGCAUUGUUGCAUUUCCUGUUUGUUCCCCACACUCACUUUAUAAGUAUUACCACAUUUGCAUAGCCCAUACAGUAUGCUGGUGUGGUGUUCAGUAGGGACAAAAGGACAUCGUUAGACUGAAAAGAUUGCUGUAGGAAUGUGUAAUAAAUGCUAUUGUUCUGUAUGUGAAACCAUAAUAAAAAGAAAGAAAUGG